Molecule: messenger RNA, 447 nt
Organism: Candida albicans SC5314
Lineage: Eukaryota; Fungi; Ascomycota; Pichiomycetes; Serinales; Debaryomycetaceae
Gene: HIT1
Product: Hit1p
Exons: 1
Coding region: 1-447 (148 amino acids)
Source: RefSeq, a predicted model, not a curated record
AUGGCGGUGUUAUGUGGAAUAUGCCAAGUAGAACAAUCAAAAUAUAAAUGUCCUAAAUGUUCAAUUGCUUAUUGUUCAUUAACUUGUUAUAAAUCAGAAAUCCAUACUCAUGAUUAUCUCCCGACAGUAACCGACACAACAUCUCAACCACCACAACAGCAACAGCAAACCACUACUACCACUACUACCACCCCUGGGGAUGACAGAUUUCUGAAAUUAUUACAAGAUGAUCAAAUUAAAUAUUUAUUAAAUCAACCAAGUUUACAAUUUCAUUUACUUUCAAUCAUCAAAAUUUUAAUUGAUCCCACUUUUACUCCUAAAAAUAGUAAUAUUGAACAAAAAUUAGAUAUUGCAAAUUUAAAACUCAAUGAUUUAAGAAUUGGUGGAAUUGAACAAAAUGAAUUAGUUGAAGAAUUUGUUCAAAGAUGUCUUGAAUUGAUGAAUUGA